This is a messenger RNA of Drosophila hydei, 2138 nucleotides long. RefSeq names its product protein rolling stone-like. NCBI's taxonomy places the organism in Eukaryota, Metazoa, Arthropoda, Insecta, Diptera, Drosophilidae. Gene Ontology annotation, cellular component: membrane. The transcript is spliced from 5 exons. The coding region runs from base 684 to 1610 and encodes 308 amino acids. The record is from RefSeq and is a predicted model, not a curated record.
CUCUUUUCAUAAGAAAAUUAUAAUAAACAAUGUAUAAAUAAUUUUUUGUGUACUUGUCUUUUUUAAUCAAGAAGAAAGGUAAAUAAUUAUCGUUUAGCUCAAAGCAAUGCUUAGAGAUAUUCGUCAUGAAUGAACUGCAAAAGUAUUAUCGUAAGUUGGUUGCCUUUGACUAACAGAGCGUUCCGCGUUGCCAUCUUAUCUACGAUUCGAGGGCUCUAGGAAGUGUUAUGUUAUUGUAUUACUCAGAUAACAAAGUCAAAGCAAUUGUCAUGCGUUUGAUACAUUACGUUUGCACAACAUUCUAUUACUGUUUUACUGAAAAGUUUUUUUAAAUUGUAAUUGCAAUCGUGGAUUUACUUUUGGCUCUGAUAGGGAACUCUUUUUAUAUCAAUUAUGUCUAAAAAACUAUUGAUUUUGCUGUUCCCAUGAAUCAUCUGCAAAAAUUCACAAUAUACUGUUUAAAAAUUUAGGCUUUCAGACACGGCGCCACACACUGACUGUUGUGCAAAUUAGUUUUCAGAGAUAUAUACAUAGAUAUUUUGCAAGUACUUUCCAGUUAUACAUAACUAGCGAUAAGAAUCGUCAGCUGAUAAGCUGAGUGUUACUCGAACUGGUAUUUGGCUUCAACGAUUUGCGGAAAUAAUGACAAAUUAUCAGGCCUAUUGGCGCGACUCUGGCCCUGGAUGCGACUGUUGACGUUCUACCAACGUGCCCGCCAACUGUUUUGGUCAGCUUUAGGAGCGUUUGUUCAGCUGCGCCGACAUCGAGUCCAUCCAGCCGGCGUCAUGCGUGACUCCAACCAAGAAUCUUGCUGCUGCCAGUCACUGGCAGAUGAAUUUCAGUGCGCCAAGCUUUCACUGUACCACGAUCAGCCCGCCGACUUUUGUCGCUCACAAUGGCAACGCAGCGAUCGCUCUUUCAUUUGGCUGAUCUAUCGUUGGCUCUUGGCCGCCUUCUUUGCGGCCGGUGUUAUUUGCAGUCUGAUCGAACGUUUUAAUGAGGGCACAUGGUUCAUCUAUCUGACCGAUUGGGGUUUCUCCUUAUGCUUCUAUGCCUGUACCUAUGGCGCCAUUGUGGCCACCAUAUACUUCAUUAAGCCCAGCUAUUUUGAGGCUGGAAGCUGGGCUCUUAGGAUAUACUGGUGCUCGCAUUUUAUGACCACAGUUUUGGCCCUGAAAAUAACAUUGGUUUUCUGGACAGUGCUCUAUCCCAGUAAGUUUCAAGGUCCCAGUGGUCUAUACAAUUUUUGGGAGCAUGCGUUAAAUUCCAUUUGCAUGCUCUUCGACUGCUUUGUUUUGGCUUUUCCCACGCGACUGAUGCACUCUGUCUAUCCGCUGGCAGCGGGCCUCGUCUAUGGCCUGUUCUCCCUGGUUUACUUCUGGGCAGGAGGAACGGAUUACUUUGGUAAUCGUUUUAUCUAUUUCAUUCUGGACUGGGAGAAGCCGGGCUUGGCCAUUGGCAGCGUUUGUGGCUGUCUUGUUUUAGGCAUCAUAUUAUGCGUCGUGGUCUUUUGGAUCUAUAGACUAAGACUGUGGAUAUGUGAGCGUUGCUGCAAAACGGCACCGAUCGAAAUACGGGAAGCAGGCACAGCUCGCGCUCAAGUUGCUUAAAUAAUUAAAAAUGCUAUUUAUGCUAGUCACAUGUAAUUAUAUCUACGAUAUUGCGAAACUGAACAUUACUUUAUUUAUCCCUUGGUAAAGUAUUUUUCUCUUAGCUAACAGCGAAAUUGACUUAUAAUUAUAUAUUUUAUGCGCUUUAGUAUUUGAAUAUGAGUAAGUUCAACGAUGCAGGCUUAUCAUUUUGACUUUUGAUUUUGAAUUGUUAAAAUAUAGUAUAAACGUUUUUUCCAUUUUUGAAUGAAAAUAUCUGCCUUCGACUGGUUCAUAUUUAGUUUCUUAUUAUUGCUUCUCAAAGUUUGCAUACAUCUACAUUGUAUAUAUAUAUUUCAAGGAACUAUUUAUGAACACCAUAUAACACGAAGCUCUAUUUCUGAUAAACUACUAUACAUAAACUUUAUCAGAAUAUAUUCGAUAAAUUAAUGGAAAAAUACUUGUCAAUUGAAGCAAUUCAAAAUCCGGCACUUUACCGAGGUCCCAUAUUAACUGUUUUACGAAAGAAUUGUGAAUAUUUGUUAUUUU